AUGACGGACCUCUCAGUGGAGAUCACCGCGCCCAAUGGCAAAAAAUACACCCAGCCCACUGGUCUUUUUAUCAACAAUGAAUUCGUCAAGGGCAAUGGCGGAACGAUUGUCUCUAUUGACCCAGCCACGGAAACAGAAAUCGCGACAGUUCACGCCGCCAGCGCGGAUGACGUCGAUCGUGCGGUGCGAGCCGCUCGCGUCGCCUUGAAGCAUCCUUCCUGGAAGAAUCUUCCAGCUACAGAUCGGGGUCGCUUGAUGGCUCGAUUGGCGGAUCUGGUUGAAGAAAAGAAAGAGAUUUUUGCUACGAUCGAUGCCUGGGAUAAUGGCAAGCCGUACUCGGUCGCCUUGAACGAAGAUCUUGGAGAGGUAGUCCUCACUUUGCGCUAUUACAGUGGCUGGGCCGAUAAGACCUUUGGACAAACCAUCAACACUACCCCUGAGAAGUUUGCAUACACACUGCGCCAACCCAUUGGCGUUGUUGGACAAAUUAUUCCAUGGAACUAUCCUCUUUCAAUGGCAGCUUGGAAGCUCGGUCCAGCUCUGGCCUGCGGCAAUACAGUUGUUCUCAAGCCCGCGGAGCAGACACCCCUCAGCGUUCUAUUGCUGGGAGAAUUGAUCAAGGAGGCCGGCUUCCCACCAGGUGUUAUCAAUAUUGUCAACGGCUACGGUCGUGAAGCGGGCGCCGCUCUUGUGGAACAUGACUUGGUCGACAAAAUCGCCUUCACUGGCUCAACUACCACUGGUCGCCAGAUCAUGAAGUUGGCAUCCGCAACAAUGAAGAAUAUAACACUCGAGACGGGUGGUAAAUCCCCACUUAUUGUGUUUAGCGACGCUGAUCUCGAACAAGCUGUGAAGUGGUCUCAUUCAGGCAUCAUGUCAAACCAGGGCCAGAUCUGCACAGCAACAUCCCGCAUAUUCGUCCAAAAGGAGAUAUACGACACAUUCAUUGAGAAGUUUAAGGAAGCUGUCAAGACAACAUCCAAAGUCGGCAAUCAGUGGGAUGAGUCCACCUUCCAGGGUCCGCAGGUGACCCGUGCUCAAUAUGAGCGUAUUCUGGAUUAUAUCAAUGUUGGCAAGUCCGAAGGUGCUACCGUUCUUACUGGCGGAGAACCUUAUCGUGGAGAGAGCGAUAGUGGAAGCACUGAUUUCAGCAAAGGAUUUUUUAUUGCACCAACAGUAUUCACCAACGUUGUUGACUCUAUGCGAAUCUGCCGUGAGGAAAUCUUUGGUCCCGUGGUGGUAAUUGCCUCCUUCGACACAGAGGAGGAGGUUAUAGAACGCGCCAAUGGAACAACCUAUGGCCUCGGUGCAUCCGUUUUCACCCAGAAUAUCCAGCGAGGUCAUCGCGUCGCGGCAGAGAUCGAAUCUGGUAUGGUAUGGAUUAACAGCUCGCAGGAUAGCGAUCCACGCAUUCCAUUUGGAGGAGUCAAACAAUCCGGGAUUGGCCGAGAAUUGGGUGAAGCUGGCCUAGAGGCUUAUUCUCAAAUUAAGUCUGUUCAUGUCAACAUGGGAACUGUCCUAUAA
This is a messenger RNA of Talaromyces atroroseus, 1524 nucleotides long. Its product is annotated as putative aldehyde dehydrogenase-like protein. Bases 1 to 1524 code for a protein of 507 amino acids. The transcript is spliced from 2 exons. Lineage: Eukaryota; Fungi; Ascomycota; Eurotiomycetes; Eurotiales; Trichocomaceae. Gene Ontology annotation, molecular function: oxidoreductase activity, acting on the aldehyde or oxo group of donors, NAD or NADP as acceptor. The record is from RefSeq and is a predicted model, not a curated record.